AUGGACGAGGAGAGCCUGGAGACGGCCCUGCAGACCUACCGUGUGCAGCUGCAGCAGGUAGAGCUGGCCCUGGGCGCCGGCCUGGACGCCUCGGAACAGGCCGACCUUCGCCAGCUGCAGGGGGACCUGAAGGAGCUGAUCGGUCUCACCGAGGCCAGCCUGGUGUCCGUGCGCAAGAGCAAGCUGCUGGCCACACUGGACCAAGGCCGCCCUGCCCAGGAGGAUACUGAGUACCUGGCCUUCCAGAGGGCUGUGGCAGAGGUAGUGGAGCUACCACCAGCCUCCCCAGGGGCAGAAUCGGAGACUGUUUCUAAAGGAGAGACGGGACCUGAGCCCAGCAAGCCCCUGCAGGAGGGGGAAGAGGGGGGUGACCAUGACCAUGACCAGGAGGACGAGGAGGAAGAGUUGAGUGGGACAAAGGUGAACGCUCCCUACUACAGUGCGUGGGGCACCCUGGAGUACCACAAUGCCAUGAUUGUGGGCACCGAACAGACGGAGGACGGCUCGGCUGCUGUCCGGGUGCUGUACCUCUACCCUACCCACAAGUCCUUGAAACCGUGCCCGUUCUUCCUGGAGGGGAAAUGCCGCUUCAAGGAGAGCUGCAGGUUCUCCCACGGUCAGGUGGUAGCUAUGGAUGAACUUCGGCCCUUCCAGGACCCGGACCUCAGCUCCCUGCAGGCGGGCUCUGCAUGUCUGGCCAAGCACCAGGAUGGCCUGUGGUACUCAGCACGGAUCACUGAUGUGGACAGUGGCUUCUACACCAUCAAGUUUGACUCUCUGCUGCUGAAGGAGGUGGUGGUCGAGGGGGACAGCGUGCUGCCGCCGCUGCGUAAAGAACCCACUGAGUCCUCGGACUCUGACAGCAGCGACCCGGAUGACUGCAGCUAUGCUAGAGGUGUGGGGAGGGGAAGAGCCGCUGGGUCCGUCAGUCUUGUGCUCAGCGCAGGAUCUCAGUUGACAGAGGACGGGCCAAGCAGCGCCGCCUUCGCAGGCUGGGAAGUGCACACGCGUGGUAUCGGCUCCAGGCUCCUUGCCAAGAUGGGCUAUGAGCCUGGCAGGGGUCUAGGCCGAAAUGCACAGGGCCGGGUGGAACCCAUCCAAACAGUGGUGUUGCCAAGAGGGAAAUCUCUGGACCAGUGUGCGAAGGCCCUCCAGAGGAGAAUGAGGGGCGGCAAGGCGGGCACCCACAGGCCCCCCAAGGGCCCGGGAAAGGGGACGGUGCCUGCAGGCCGCCCACCCCCUCGGAACGUGUUUGACUUCCUAAACGAGAAACUCCAGACUCAGGCUUCUGGGGCUCUGGAGGGGGGGGCAGGCCCCACAGGGCUGAGGGGUGGCAAGGAAACCUACAAUGCCAGCAAGAGCACCAAGCGAGCUCUGAGCCUGCGGCUCGUUCAGACCGAAGAGCAGAUCGGGCGCACCCAACGGGACAUCCGGAGCAUCCAGGAGGCCAUUGCCCGCAAUGCUGGCAGGCACAGCGUGGCCGCAGCCCGGCUACAAGAGAAGCUGGUGGGUGCCCAGCGGCAACUGGGGCAGCUCCGGGCUCAGGAGGCAGGACUGCAGCGGGAGCAGAGGAAGGCAGACACUCACAAGAAGAUGUCUGAGUUCUAG
Molecule: messenger RNA, 1608 nt
Organism: Chrysochloris asiatica (Cape golden mole)
Lineage: Eukaryota; Metazoa; Chordata; Mammalia; Afrosoricida; Chrysochloridae
Gene: ZGPAT
Product: zinc finger, CCCH-type with G patch domain
Exons: 6
Coding region: 1-1608 (535 amino acids)
Biological process (GO): regulation of transcription by RNA polymerase II; negative regulation of DNA-templated transcription
Cellular component (GO): nucleus
Molecular function (GO): metal ion binding; RNA polymerase II cis-regulatory region sequence-specific DNA binding; DNA-binding transcription factor activity, RNA polymerase II-specific
Source: RefSeq, a predicted model, not a curated record